ACAGUGACUGAUCCACUGUGUGUGUGUGUCCUGCUCUGUUGUGGAGAUAUUUGGUGCAGUGCGUGUUUAGCAGGAGGAGAUUGUUACUCGUUAUUGUUUUAGAGCUAUUAUAAACAUGGGUAAUGUUAUUUGUUAUCCAAAAAAAGAGUCUGAUAACUGUGAUAAUGAUCAUGAUAGAUUUUGUGCAGCUGUAGCGUCCUCUCUGCGGCUGAGCUGGCUGGGAACUGAUAACCCACAGACGGAUAUGAAAGUGUUUAGACAGGCCAUUAUCCCCCUGCUGCUGAACUAUGCUGUCAAAUACAAUGACACUGAUGAGCUGAAGACACUUCUAGAGCACGGUGCAGACAUCUCGGUUGGUGAUUGGCAUGGCAGGACUCCUCUACAUGUGGCAGCAAGGGAUGGAAAUAUGGCUGUGGUGAAAUUCCUGCUUGAGAGGGGAGCAGAUGUCAACAAAGUGGAUGCUGCAGGACAGACCCCACUUCAAGAAGCCAUUAAGAGCAUGGAUAUAGAUGUGGUGAGUUCUUUGGUAUCUAAAGGAGCUUACUUGAUGAUGACCUCAGAGGAACUUGGGGCACAGAUGUGCUGCCUUGCGAGUCAGGGACUUACUAAAGAGAUGCUGGUGUGGGAGGCGGCUGGUGUCAGCUUUAAGGUGGCUGACGAUAGUGGACGGACCCCUUUACAUGUGGCAGCAAGCUCCAACAACCCAGAGAUGGUUGGCUUCUGUCUCCAACAUGGAUCUGAUCCGGAGGCGAGAGACAUGUACAACAACAGGCCUGUAGAUGAUGCCAAAUGGCUUGGUUAUGACAACAUAGAGGAGAUGCUGACCAAAAAAGAUGAGCAGCAGAGCCAGACAGAGGAUUCCAUAUCUAUGGGCCUUGUGAAUCAGGGACUUACUAAAGAGAUGCGGGUGAGGCAGGAGGCUGACGAUAAUGGACAGUCCCUUUUACAUGCGGCUGCAAGCUCCAACAAGCCAGAGAUGGUCGGCUUCUCUAUACAACAGAAAUCUGAUCUGGAGGCGAGAGACAUGUACAACAACAGGCCUGUAGAUGAUGCCAAGCGGCUUGGUUAUGAUAACAUAGAGGAGAUAUUGACCGACAAGGACGAGCAGCAGAGCCAGAUAGAGGAAUCAACAUCUAUGGGGUAAAGAUAAAAGCACUGGACAGUUUGAAGAAGUACUUACUUUUGUUCAUGGGAUCGUCCAUGUGAUGCAAAAUGUAAUGAAAAACUGUAAUCUGUUAAAAAUGUUCUUUUUUUGCUUUACUAAAGCAUUAAUCAGUUGAGAAGAUUUAGGUUUGUCAGUUUGUUUUUAUGGUAGUGUUGUGUAGAAAUGAAUGAAUACAUUUUCUUAAGAACAGGGAUUGAAUGAAAUGGAUAAGGGUUGGUUCCACAUGUAAAACUUAAAAUGAUUAAUUGUUAGAGUAGUUAUUGCGGUUAGCAUUGACCCUAAGUUUUCUGGAAUGAAAUAAAGACGUUGGAUUUUC
Messenger RNA from Astyanax mexicanus (Mexican tetra), 1481 nucleotides. Its product is annotated as L-asparaginase. Lineage: Eukaryota; Metazoa; Chordata; Actinopteri; Characiformes; Acestrorhamphidae. Gene Ontology annotation, cellular component: nucleus; cytoplasm. The record is from RefSeq and is a predicted model, not a curated record. Gene Ontology annotation, molecular function: protein binding. The transcript has 10 exons. The coding region runs from base 116 to 1144 and encodes 342 amino acids.